Molecule: messenger RNA, 624 nt
Organism: Anthostomella pinea
Lineage: Eukaryota; Fungi; Ascomycota; Sordariomycetes; Xylariales; Xylariaceae
Source: the annotation of a GenBank genome assembly
AUGUGGAUGUCUGGGACAGUAGAUGUCUAUAUAAGAGUAGAGGAGGACCUCGAGAAGCACAACAGUCCAGACUCUCAGAUCAACUUGAUUUACUACAAACACCACUACCUUCAACAACACCAUCAUCACAUCUUCCUCCAACUACAUACAUUGACCAUGUACGCCUCAACCGCCGUCGCCUCCUUCCUCGUCCUGGCCGGGCUCUCUGUCGCCGCGCCAGUCACCGACAGCAGCAGCAACGCCGCCGCAGCUGUCGAGAAGCGGUUCGCCGGCGGCUGGUGCACCCUGCAUAUCCGCGAGGUCGCGCACUACAACACCGGCCACAAGGCCACGAUCACCAUCUACGACGCCAACCAGUUCCAGAUGUACACCGACGAGCAGUCCAACAGCGACGGCAAGGUCAUCAUCUUCAAGAGCCAGAACCUCCCCAAGGAGCUCGACGUCAGCAUCAACUUUGGCUCUGACAACAAAAAGGACGAGGCGAGCUUCGUCUAUGGAGACACGACCUUCGGGAGUGGCGAGGCCAAGUCGUCGAACGCCCACUGCAAGGUCGGCCAAUGGGACAUCGCCAACACCUUCUCUGACAAAGAAACUCUCGACAUGGACUGUGGCUUCACCUGUUAA